AUGGAUUAUCGCCGCAUGGGAAAUAUGGCGGAUUAUGGCCGCAUGGGAAAUAUGGAGGUGCACCUGGGAAAUACAACGUCAACAAUCUCUAUGCAUCUGAGAGAUCUGUGGAAGAGCCCAAGAGGGACAGUGCUCCGUAUCCAGGCUCUGACAGGGCUGGUCAUCAUCCUCAGUUUCCUCCUUGCUACCUUUGGGUCAUGCCGCCGCUGGUCCAAUCGUUGGAUAGUUCAAAAGGGCUUUUUUAUUGCACAUGCAUUAUCUCUGUCUCUUGGGACAUACAGCAUUGGUUUAAUGCAAUCUUCAUCCGUGAAGAGCGAGAUGUUUCCAAUAUGGACUGUGUGCUUGUUCACCAUCUUUGUCAGUAUUGAUCCAGUCACCACCUACAAUGGUCUUGACUACAAGGGCCCGCUCUCAAAGAUGGUAUAUGGGAUUUGCCUCAACUUUGGAUACGUCCUGCUGAUGACUAUCUCAACUAUCUCCAGUGGUGUUGGUAGUACAGCCAUCGGCAUGUUGUCUGCCAUCACUUUCAUAAAGGGCUUUCAUGGGUCAUUGGCGCUUGUGCAACAAAUGAGGAUGCGGAAUAUGGUACAAAAGUUACCAAAUAAUGACAAUUCUGCGGAAAAAUCUGUUUUAACAAAUAAAUCCACCCAUAGGGAUGCUAUGAUGGUCGAUUUUCCCACUGGCAUUGAUGGGCGGACGGAUGCUGUCACUUUGCAUGACAUUGAUGUGGUAAGGGAAAAGAAGAAUGAGCUACGGUCGUGUUAUGAUGUAUGCACGGCCUUCUCUCUGUCUCACUUGCUGCAACGACAUUUUCUUGGGUUGGGCUAUGGAAUAAUGCCAAAUCAACUAUAUUGGAGGGUGGAGGACAAUGAUGAGAAAAUUGAUUGCAAGUGGGCCCUAAAGCUAAUUGAGAUUGAGUUAGCUUUUCUGUUUGAGGUGUUUUUCACUGGUAACGCAUUCCUUCGCUACUAUCAAGCAAAAACUGCUAGUUUGUGGACAUUGGCUUCAUUCAUUGGGAUAUGCUUCGUCGGUGUAGCAGUUGCAAUUCCUGGUACAAUUACUUCCAGUCCUGGUGGUUCCGCCAACAUUCUAGACACCACGACUGCAGAUCUUGUUACCACUUUUUUCAUAUUGGCAUCGCUGGCUCUGUUGCAGUUGGUGCAAUUGAUUCAAUGCUGGACGUCCAACUGGGCGAGACUCGCCGUUGCCUGCGCGUACGCCAGGAACCACCGAAAGAAGGAAACCAUGCUGGGUGAGGAUAAAAUUCCAAACAAACAAGGGGAGGACGUGGGAGGAGAAGGAAAACAGAGAGGUGGUGGAGAAGAAAGGAGGGGCUCAGUACCCCCUACACCUCUUUCCUGGAUCGCCCACUGCAUGUGGGAGCGGUGGAUGGGACUGAAGGUGUAUGUAGCUACCGGCACUAAUUGGUCUGACAAGCACCUCUGGCAAGAUAAGAUCCGCCAACAUUCACUGUUACCAGAAGGGAGAUUAAUCGGGAUUAAAGAAGGUAAAAGAAAGAUUCGCAGCCGCCGUAGGAGAGAAAAGGGGAAAUCCAUAGUUGAUCGUACAAUUGACCGUCUUUACCGGGGAUGUGUUGGCUUGGUUAAGCUGCUUGGAUUGGACUACAUCUGGGAGGUUUUGUUGGACUUGUUGGGUGGAGACUCCAACAAAAGUGCUGCCAUUAGGUUGGAUGACGUCGAUGUCAAAGCAUCAAUCAUUGAUUUUCUUGAACAGAUCAAGCUUGACAACAUAGAUGGCAAAUGGUUUUCCUUUCCUAAGCAUCCAAUCAUCAAUGGUUUUCUUCCCUACUCCCAUGAGCAGAAACAAAGAUUCUCAGAAACGCAUGGCCAACGAUAUGCCAGAUGUGUUAUAAUGUUGCACAUUGCCACAUGGUACUGCGAACUAGCGGAGCAGGAGCAGGAGAAGAAGCCGGAUGGGUCAAGCAAGUCUGCUGCCAGUAAUUUGCUUCAAAUAGUAGCAUGUUUUUUAAAAAACAAAGAUGCAGCAACAGCAGCGGAAGGAGGAGAAAGAGAAGAGAAUCGGAAUCAUCGGCGCGUGGCCAAUGCUCUAUCCAAGUAUUGCGCCUACUUGGUGGUGUCAGCUCCGGAGUUACUCCCUGGGCCGGCCUCUGAUGUGACGCACGCGUACAAUGACUUUAAAUUGUCCAAGGACCUAUAUCUUAGGGUUAUCUCGGAUCCUGAAUUUUGGAAAGGUCUCUCCAGCAGGUCAACAUUUGGAAUUACUCCCACUCAGGCUGGCUUGCAUCUGGCAAAGCUACUUGUCGGUGACGAUCGUCCGCCUCUGGACGGUACGCGUAGCUCUGACGUUUGGGAGACGCUGGCGGAUGUGUGGGUCCGGAUGCUGGUCUACGCUGCGCCGUAUGGCAACCUAGAGGCGCACAUGCGGCACCUCUCACAGGGUGGCGAGUUCAUCACCCAUAUCUGGGCCUUGCUCUACCACAUAGGCAUCCGUGAGUGGACAUUUCAGCAGAAUCUGCACACCAUCGACAGCAUCUCCGACGCUGACGAGAUACUCAUGAAGGAUAAACUGAUGGUCGUCGCCUUCGUCGACUCCCUAUAUGGUUCCGACAGUGAUGUGGUUGCUACUACUGCAUCAAAGCAUAUAGAUCGGGUCACGUUUUACCUGACCUCAAAACCUGAUGUUGCGAAGCGUUUCCACAUUGACCCAGCAGCAAAGCGCCCGGCAUUAAUAUUCAUCAAGAGAGAGGAGAAGUUCACCUUAUACGAGACGCCAACGGGGGCGUCUGGUGUCAUCAUCACUACCUGGGACGGAUCCCUCUGCUCGCUCUCCUCCUCUACUGAGCAACCUUUCUCUGGAGGCAAGAACAACUCCGCCUUCAACGUCCCGGAGGCAAACUCUGAAGAACCGAAAGGGCGACUAGAGAGGGGGAAGUGA
Messenger RNA from Panicum virgatum (switchgrass), 2916 nucleotides. RefSeq lists its product as uncharacterized. The record is from RefSeq and is a predicted model, not a curated record. Bases 1 to 2916 code for a protein of 971 amino acids. The transcript is spliced from 3 exons. NCBI's taxonomy places the organism in Eukaryota, Viridiplantae, Streptophyta, Magnoliopsida, Poales, Poaceae.